Nelumbo nucifera (sacred lotus) is the source of this 1506-nucleotide messenger RNA. The record is from RefSeq and is a predicted model, not a curated record. Lineage: Eukaryota; Viridiplantae; Streptophyta; Magnoliopsida; Proteales; Nelumbonaceae.
CCGUACGCCGAGCAUUGCCCACGCCUAAUAAAGAGGUUUCUCGUGCGCGCGAAAAAACUCGCUCUAAUGGAGGAUUUUUGCAAGAGUUCUUUGUUCUAUUCAGAUCAGCAUCUCUGCUACGCAGAAAUCCUUCCACCAUCUGAGGUUCGAGCAAGAAUCGAAGUAGCAGUCCUGAAUUUUCUCAGGACAUUGAUUUCUCCAAAUCCAUCGAUCAGCAGCCUUCCUCUGAUCAACAGAAGGUCAAAUAAUAGACGAGUGAGUCAUGGCUUGUUGACCGACGUGUCAUCAAUUUUCCUUUCGCAUUCUUUCUGUGCAAGAUCUCUGAUGAAAGCCAAUGCUACCAAGGCCUUCGUUAGAGUAUGGAAAGUUAUGGAAAUCUGCAUUGAGCUUCUGGUUCAUGAGAAGAAGGUCACUCAGAGGGAGCUCUUUUACAAGUUGCUUUGUAGUUCUCCAGAUUACUUCACUUCUCAGCUGCAAGUUAACAAAACCAUCCAAGGUCAAUGCCCCACUGGACAUGAUGUUGUUGCCUUUCUCCGGUGCAGUCGUUACAGCCUUGGGAUCAUGGCAUCUAGCAGAGGGGCUCUCAUAGGCCGCUUGUUUCUUCAGGAGCCAAAUCAAGAGAUUGUUGACUGUUCUACUUGUGGAUCUUCUGGACAUGCUAUUACCGGUGACUUGAAUUCAUUAGAGAAUCUGGUCAUCAAGUCAGAUGCUAGGUACAUCAUUGUGGUGGAAAAGCAUGCUAUAUUCCAGAGGUUGGCUGAGGACCGGAUUUUUAAUCAGAUCCCAAGUAUAAUUAUAACAGCCAAGGGAUAUCCAGACAUUGCCACGAGGGUACUUCUACAUCGAUUGACCCGGGCUCUUCCAGAUCUUCCAAUCUUUGCACUUGUUGACUGGAACCCAUCAGGACUGGCUAUACUUUGUACCUUCAAGUUUGGAAGUAUAACAAUGGGUUUGGAGGCCUACAAAUAUGCUUGCAAUGUUAGGUGGUUGGGUAUGCGAGGGUGUGAUUUACACCUUAUACCUGAACAAUCAUUCAUUCCGCUGAAGCCAUGGGACCUGCAAAUUGCUCAAAGUUUGAUGUCCUCUGAGAUGUUGCAGGAAAACUAUAGGGAAGAGUUGACAUUAAUGGUUCAGAGUGGCCAAAGGGCAGAAAUUGAAUCACUCCAUUUCCAUGGUUAUGAUUUUUUGGGGAAGUAUAUUGCAACAAAAAUUGUACAAUCUGAUUACAUCUAAGGGUAACCUCCCUACCUAUAUAUUUCUUCUUUCCCUGUUAUCCUUGGUUCCAUCUCCUGAUUAUGUUCUCUUCCCUUGAAGGGAUAAGGGAUAGGUUUUGUUUAUAGGCAGCGGAUGUAAAAUCUAGCUGAAUGCCGCAUCUUGGGCAGCCAAUCAAUCUAGUCUCUUGCAACUUAAAACUUCAAACUAGUUGCCCAUCAUUGUAGAGAUGUUUUCUGAAGCCUUGUGCAUCAUUUCAAUAGAAAGAAUAACAAUGAAAAGUAAAUUCAGUAA